AUGUCCAUCUGUCCUGGUGUCCGUCUGUCCCGGGCUGGCUGGGCUCCAGGAGGGGCUGGAGGGCUGGAGUACAGCGACGUGCUGCCCGACUCCUUCCCCUCGGCCCCAGCAGAGACCCUCCCUCACUUUCUGCUGGAGCCGCAGGAUGCCUACAUCGUGAAGAACAAGCCGGUGGAGCUCGUCUGCCGCGCCAACCCCGCCACCCAGAUCUACUUCAAGUGCAACGGGGAGUGGGUCAACCAGAACAACCACGUCACCAAGGAGAGCCUGGACGAGGGCACUGGGAUGCUGGUGCGGGAGGUGCAGAUCGAGGUCUCGCGGCAGCAGGUGGAGGAGCUCUUCGGCUUAGAAGAUUACUGGUGCCAGUGCGUGGCUUGGAGCUCCGCGGGCACCACGAAGAGCCGCCGGGCAUACGUCCGCAUAGCGUACCUGCGGAAGAACUUCGACCAGGAGCCACUGGGCAAGGAGGUCCCGCUGGAGCAAGAGGUCCUGCUGCAGUGCCGCCCGCCCGAGGGGGUGCCGCAGGCGGAGGUGGAGUGGCUGAGGAACGAGGAUGUCAUCGAUCCCACCCAGGACACCAACUUCCUGAUCACCAUCGAUCACAACCUCAUCAUCAAGCAGGCCCGGCUCUUGGACACUGCUAAUUACACCUGCAUGGCCAAGAACAUCGUGGCCAAGCGUCGGAGCACCACGGCCGCCGUCAUCGUCUAUGUGAACGGUGGCUGGUCCACCUGGUCCGAGUGGUCUCCUUGCAACAACCGCUGUGGCCGGGGCUGGCAGAAGCGCACCCGGACGUGCACCAACCCCGCGCCACUGAAUGGCGGCUCCUUCUGCGAUGGGCAGCCUUUCCAGAAAAUCACCUGCACCACCCUCUGCCCAGUGGACGGCGCGUGGACGGAGUGGAGCAAGUGGUCGGCGUGCAGCACCGAGUGCACCCACUGGCGCAGCCGCGAGUGUGCCGCCCCGGCCCCCCGCAACGGCGGCAAGGACUGCAGCGGUGUGCUGCUUGACUCCAAAAACUGCACCGACGGGCUCUGCCUGCAGAAUAAAAGAGUUCUAAGCGAACCCAAAAGCCACUUGCUGGAGGCCUCAGGUGACGUGGCCCUGUACGCCGGGCUGGUGGUGGCCAUUUUCGUCUUCAUCGUGAUCCUCAUGGCUGUGGGGGUGGUGGUGUACCGGAGGAGAUGUCGGGAUUUUGACACGGACAUCACAGACUCGUCAGCCGCUCUGACCGGAGGCUUCCACCCCGUCAACUUCAAGACCUCCCGGCAUGACAACCCUCAGCUGCUGCACCCCUCGAUGCAGCCAGACCUGACGGCCAGCGCGGGGGUGUACCGUGGCCCCAUGUAUGCCCUGCAGGACUCCUCCGACAAGAUCCCCAUGACCAACUCCCCCCUGCUCGACCCCCUACCCAACCUCAAGAUCAAGGUGUACAACUCCUCCACCGCCUCCUCAUCACCGGGGCUCCACGAUGGGACAGACCUGCUCGGGGGGGUGCCCACCACCGGCACCUACCCAGGGGACACCACCAGGGACGGCCACUUUGCGAACAUUCGGAACAAAGCCCUGGGCUCCCAGCAUCUCCUCAGCUUGCCUCGGGAGCACGGCAACAGUGCCAGCGGCACGUUCGGCUACCUGGGGGGAAGGCUCACUGUCCCAGGCACCGGAGUGAGCCUGCUGGUGCCCCACGGGGCCAUCCCCCAGGGGAAGUUCUACGAGAUGUACCUGGUCCUCAACAAGGCAGAGAGUGCCCUCCUGCCCUCCGAAGGCACACAGACGGUGCUGAGCCCAGCGGUGACCUGCGGACCCACCGGCUUGCUCCUGUGCCGCCCCGUCGUCCUGACCAUUCCCCACUGUGCCGACGUCAGCUCCUCGGAUUGGAUUUACCAACUGAAAACACAGUCCCACCAAGGAAACUGGGAGGAAGUUGUGACCCUGGAUGAGGAGACCCUCAACACUCCCUGCUACUGCCAGCUGGAAGCCAAGUCCUGCCACAUUUUGCUAGACCAGCUUGGCACCUACGUCUUCGUGGGAGAGUCCUACUCCAGAUCAGCCAUCAAGAGGCUCCAGCUGGCAAUCUUUGCCCCCGCAGUUUGCACCUCCCUGGAGUACAGCCUCAAGGUCUACUGCUUGGAGGACACGCCAGAUGCUCUGAAGGAGGUGCUGGAGCUGGAGCGGACUCUGGGCGGGUACCUGCUGGAGGAGCCCAAGCCCCUGCCCUUCAAGGACAGCUACCACAACCUGCGUCUCUCCAUCCAUGACAUCCCCCAUGCGCUGUGGAAGAGCAAGCUGCUGGCCAAAUACCAGGAAAUCCCGUUCUAUCACAUCUGGAGUGGCAGCCAGCGAGCCCUGCACUGCACCUUCACGCUAGAGAGGUACAGCCAGGCCUCCACCGAGCUCACCUGCAAGAUCUGCGUCCGGCAGGUGGAAGGGGAAGGGCAGAUCUUCCAGCUCCACAUCACACUGGGAGAGCAUGCCAGCUCCUUCGACACCCUCCGCUCCCACCACAGCGGUGCCACCACCACCACCCAGCUGGGACCCUAUGCCUUCAAAAUCCCCCUUUCCAUCCGGCAGAAGAUCUGCAACAGCCUGGAUGCCCCCAACUCCAGGGGAAAUGACUGGAGACUUCUCGCCCAGAAGCUUUCCAUGGACCGGUAUCUGAACUACUUUGCCACCAAAGCCAGCCCCACCGGGGUGCUCCUGGACUUAUGGGAAGCCGAGCACCAAGACGAUGGCGAUCUCAACACCCUGGCCAGUGCCUUAGAAGAGAUGGGCAAGAGCGAGAUGCUGGUGGUCAUGGCCACGGAGGGGGAUUGCUGAUGAUGCUCCCUGCGGCUGGUGGGCCGG
Gavia stellata (red-throated loon) is the source of this 2847-nucleotide messenger RNA. RefSeq names its product unc-5 netrin receptor B (gene UNC5B). Gene Ontology annotation, cellular component: membrane. Gene Ontology annotation, biological process: netrin-activated signaling pathway; anterior/posterior axon guidance. Gene Ontology annotation, molecular function: protein binding; netrin receptor activity. The record is from RefSeq and is a predicted model, not a curated record. The coding region runs from base 1 to 2820 and encodes 939 amino acids. NCBI's taxonomy places the organism in Eukaryota, Metazoa, Chordata, Aves, Gaviiformes, Gaviidae. The transcript has 17 exons.